GACAAAAAAAACCUCUGAGAUGCAGCGACGAUGAGACUGAAGCGGACGGUUGUGUUCUGUUGGGUUUGCGUUCUGAUGCCGUGUUUUAUAAACUCCGCGUCGGACCAGAUGACGAUCUGCAACGUGAAACUGAUAAACACCAGAGACAUGCCCAAGACAAUGAAAGGAAACGGCAACAUCAACAACCGCUCGCUGUCUGCCUGGAACUGGAUCCCUCACACCAGUGCCCACAGGAUCCCUGGAGUGAUGUUCGAGGCCGAGUGUCAGUCUCAUCACUGCACGCAUCCGAACGCUUACCAUCACACCGAGCUGAACUCCAUCCCCAUUUACAGCAACACGCUGGUGCUCAUGCAGGACCCGAGAAACAGGAAGUGCUUCAGCGUGAAGUUCCAGAGAGUCACCGUGGGCUGCACGUGCGUGUGGGCCAAAUCAUCGCCAUGACGAUGCCCAGUCAUCGGGUUUGACCUUCUCAAAUAAAACGAAUAAAAUAAAAUAAUAAAAAUGUAUUUUAUCAGACGAUUAUUAGAUUAUUGAGCUGAUUAUUACGUCACAAAGACUUUCGAACAGUUUGACUGGAAUAGUUUGGUGUCCCCAUACUUUUGGCCGAUGUUGUACAUUCACUGAUAUACACUAAUCAUUAACACACUGUACAGAAAAUGAUGCACAUAUAGAUGUAAGAUGAUUUUUAUCAUUUUUA
Molecule: messenger RNA, 697 nt
Organism: Silurus meridionalis
Lineage: Eukaryota; Metazoa; Chordata; Actinopteri; Siluriformes; Siluridae
Gene: il17a/f2
Product: interleukin 17a/f2
Exons: 3
Coding region: 31-441 (136 amino acids)
Cellular component (GO): extracellular region
Molecular function (GO): cytokine activity
Source: RefSeq, a predicted model, not a curated record